This is a messenger RNA of Penicillium riverlandense, 603 nucleotides long. RefSeq names its product guanylate kinase. Gene Ontology annotation, biological process: purine nucleotide metabolic process. Gene Ontology annotation, cellular component: cytosol. Gene Ontology annotation, molecular function: GMP kinase activity. The record is from RefSeq and is a predicted model, not a curated record. The coding region runs from base 1 to 603 and encodes 200 amino acids. The transcript has 5 exons. NCBI's taxonomy places the organism in Eukaryota, Fungi, Ascomycota, Eurotiomycetes, Eurotiales, Aspergillaceae.
AUGGCUCCCGCUACUGUCCAGAAAUUUCGCCCGGUGGUGAUCUCAGGCCCCUCAGGCACGGGUAAAUCGACACUGCUGAAACGCCUUUUUGCCGAGUAUCCUGACAAGUUCGGGUUUUCCGUCUCGCACACAACCCGAUCCCCCCGACCAGGCGAACAAGAUGGACGCGAGUACAAUUUCACGACCAAGGAAGCCUUCCUGGACCUCGUGGCGCAGAACGGGUUCAUCGAGAACGCUCAGUUUGGAGGGAAUUACUACGGCACCAGUGUACAAGCUGUGAAGGAUGUGGCAGAUAAAAGCAGGAUCUGCAUUCUCGACAUCGAGAUGGAGGGCGUGAAACAAGUCAAGCGCACCGAUCUCAACGCGAGAUUCUUAUUCCUCUCGCCGCCAUCCCUGGAGGAGCUGGAGCGACGACUGCGUGGCCGGGGCACGGAGUCCGAGGAUAGCUUGGGGCAGCGGCUGGCGCAGGCGCGGAACGAGCUCGAAUAUGCGCAGCAGCCCGGGGCGCAUGACAAGAUCGUGGUGAAUGAUGAUUUGGAGACGGCGUACACGGAUCUGAGGGAUUGGGUCGUAGACGGGGGACGGUUUGGUGCAUCUGAGUAG